GGGUGGGGGGGGUGCACCCGGCUACUGCUCUGAGUAACGAUGCUGUCCUGAGACGGGUGUGCGCGGCGUUUUCGGUGGCUUUUGCUCCUCGCUGCCAUGGCAGCAGCUCUGCCGGUGUUUUACCACGGCGCCAUCACCAGGACCGAGUGUGAGGACCUGCUGGGGAAGAAGAACAAGGACGGAGCCUACCUGAUCCGGGACAGCGAGACCAUCCAGGGGGCAAUGUGUCUGUGUGUCUAUAAACAGAGGGUGGUGUAUACCUACAGACUGCUGCAGACACACAAUGGAAACUAUACUCUCAUGACAGCGGGAGGAUCGAAUGAGAUGUUUUUCAAGAAUCUGGACGAUCUGGUCCGUCACUAUAAGAGGAAGAACCGGGGUCUGGCCAUGCACCUUCGCCACUCUGUCAAAAGGAAGACGGCCAUGUUGAUCCGGUCCCCAAAAAGUCCUGAUCCGCCUGAUCCAUCUGAUCCACCUGAGGAACAGGGGAGGCAGACGCCGGUACCCGAAGAAGAACAUGACUAUGAGAAUGCUCCUGACCUUUCAGAAUACGUUGAAGUUUUGCCUUCUUGAACAACUUUGACACUUCAAACCCAUUCGGAGAGUAUAAAAGACAUUUUGUCUGGACUAUGGGUACGGUGGAAGAGGGCUCUUCAUCUGCUCGUGUCCCUGUGAUUAUGAGGGGAGAGGUUGGUCGCUCAGACCGAAGUAUCUCUCUAUAUGUAAGAUAACUGUUGGAUGGAUUACCAUGACAUCUGGUUCAGACUUUCAUGAUCCCCAGAGGAUGAACUGUAAUCACUUUGUUGAUAAUUUACCUUUUCAUCUAGUUACAUAAUCUACUCUGAUUUUGCUCAUCAUGCAUGUUUUGACUGUAUGCGAACGGCCUGUUAUAUAAGAUUGUUGUCAUUUUAAAACAGUGUUUUAAAAUGACAACAUAUUAGUUUGGAUGUAGCCCUUAAGCUACACCUCAAAGGUCAGUUUUGUUUCGUUUGGCGUCACUCAUGGCCACAAUUGCAGGUGUGUUUCUGUGUUAGCGUUCAGCUUGUGUUGAUUUCGGUGAAGCACCACUCACCCUCAGCGCUGCCUCACAGGGCUGCAGACUCUUGUCCUAGCGAUGAAUAAUAUCUUGUUUUUCUGCUGCUGCUUUGCGGCUCUACAUGUACGUGGGAGCUAUUUCUGAAGAUGAAGCUGAACAGCAUUAAUGUAAUAUAUGUACGCCUGGAGUUUGACACCUAACCUUAAAGGUGCCCUGACACAUAAAACAGUUUUUACCUGUAUUUUUUAAAAUAUGUUAAGGUCCAGAUGUGUGUGUGUUAUGUGGUGAAUGAGAAGAUGAACCGCUACCUCCUCUGUCAGCUCUAGCCACUGGACAGAAAUGAGAGGAGAAAUCAGAUCAAUCACAACAGCUGGUCAGUCUGACCUCAUGCUGCCCGAGCUCAUUACUAUUCAUGAGCUGGGUA
This is a messenger RNA of Etheostoma cragini (Arkansas darter), 1460 nucleotides long. RefSeq lists its product as uncharacterized. Bases 97 to 573 code for a protein of 158 amino acids. The record is from RefSeq and is a predicted model, not a curated record. The transcript is spliced from 4 exons. Lineage: Eukaryota; Metazoa; Chordata; Actinopteri; Perciformes; Percidae.